Talaromyces atroroseus is the source of this 948-nucleotide messenger RNA. RefSeq lists its product as hypothetical. The record is from RefSeq and is a predicted model, not a curated record. The transcript has a single exon. Bases 1 to 948 code for a protein of 315 amino acids. Lineage: Eukaryota; Fungi; Ascomycota; Eurotiomycetes; Eurotiales; Trichocomaceae.
AUGCCUCGGUUUAACCCCCUUACAGACAUUCCAGACCUUGCUGGAAGAGUCUGUCUGGUUACUGGAGCUAGCUCUGGCCUUGGAGAGCAGACAGUGGCACAGAUCGCCCAACACAACCCUGCAAAGAUCUACCUAGCUGCACGCAAUCGCGGCAGAGCUGAAGCCGCGAUGAAACGAAUAAAAGCAACUUUUCCAGCAGCUGCAACUUCCGCCAUUGAGAUUCUCGAUUUGGACCUUGCUUCAUUCGAGUCUAUAAAAGCCGCGGCAUUUCGGGUGAACAAGGAAGUGGAUAGACUGGAUAUCCUCCAGCUCAAUGGCGGAAUCGCAGUUACGCCUCAUGCCUCAACUCAAGAUGGCUAUGAAAUACAGUUCGGAACAAACUACCUCGGUCAUGCCCUGCUCACACAGCUGCUGAUGCCGAAGCUUCUUGCUACAACUAGACUUCCCGAUGCAGAUGUCAGGAUAGUUUCAAUGUCAUCAGUGGGCCACAAAAGCUUCUCAGCUAAAGACGGUCUACUCUUUGACCAGUUAAAGUCGGAUAUAAAGACGACUAGUGGCUCUAGACUUUAUGGUCAAGCCAUGCUUUCCAAGGCCCUGUUUGCAUUUGAGCUAGCGAAACGGUACCCACAGAUCACUUCUUCAUCUCUACACCCUGGCACGGUGAAAACGAGAGUUUGGUCGGGCGACAAGGAUUUCAAUCCCAUAUUGCGUUAUCUAGUCAUCAAUCCACUUGUUUUAUUGAGUGGCGUCUCAGUCAAAGAGGGCGCUAAAACUCAGCUCUGGUGCAGCUUUGGUAAGGACGUGAGAAACGGAGCCUACUAUGAGCCUGUUGGGAAAGUUGGAAAAGAGAGUGCCUUGGCUCGAGAUGCAGAAUUGUCGAGGAAGCUGUGGGACUGGACAGAGACAGAGCUGAAAACACAUGGUGCGCCUGGAUGGCCUGAGAAGUAA